UUUGGCAGUAGAAGAGCCCGUUUCUGGUCCUGACAUACAUGAUAUUGUCAAAUUCAGUUUUGCUUCUCCUCUCAUCAUAUAUUUGGCUGCUUGUACAUGUUACGUCGGUUUCAUCAUUUCAUCUCCAUCCACGGCGCCCAGAAGUUAAAUACAGCUCGUUAUGCAUCAGGAUCAUACAGCGAGAUAAGUGAAACAACAAACAGAAACGAUGGCUGAGAAUCGCGGCAAGCCCCACGCUAUCAUGAUCUCUGUCCCAUACCAGGGCCAUAUUAACCCCUUCGUCAAUCUAGCCCUCAAGAUUGCUUCAAAGGGCUUUUCCAUCACUUUUGUUCAUUUUGAAUUUGUUCACCACAGGUUGUCUAAAGCCCACCAUCUCCAUUGCAAUAAAACCCAAGUCGAUAUCUUUUCUGAAGCACGGGAAUCAGGUCUUGACAUACGCUACACGACUAUUAGCGAUGGCUUUCCUUUGGAAUUCGAUAGAGAUGCCAACUAUGAAGAGUUCUGGGGAAGGGUACUGCAUGAAUUUCCAUCUCGUGUUGAUGAAUUUGUCAGGAAGACAAUCAAGUCUGAUCCAUAUUUGCUCCAUUUCCUGGUAGCUGACACUGUUUUUUCUUGGCCUGCAACCAUUGCUGAGAAGUACAACCUUGUCAAUGUCUCACUUUGGACUGAACCAGCGUUGGUUUUUACUCUAGCUUACCACGUGGACCUUCUAAUAGAAAAUGGUCAUUUCCCAUGUAAAGUUAACAAUAUCCACGAGGAAGUUAAUUACGUGCCUGGAGUUAAGUCAAUAAGUACAAGAGACUUGACCGGCAUGUCCGUCUCGUUCGGGAGCUUUGUGCACACUAGCAGGCAGGUAAUUGAAGAAAUAGCCUAUGGGCUGCUUCUUAGUGAAGUACAUUUCAUUUGGGUGGUUCGAGAAGGAAUUCUGAGCUCCUCGGAUACUAAAAUUAUGCCUGAUGGGUAUGAAGAUGAGGUCAAAGAUAAAGGGUUGAUAAUUCCAUGGUCUAACCAAAUCAGGGUUCUCUCAAAUCCAGCCGUUGGAGGAUUCUUGACACACAACGGGUGGAAUUCUACGAUAGAGAGCUUGUGGUGUGGUGUUCCGAUGAUUUGUUAUCCAUUCUUGUUUGAUCAACCUACCAAUAGGAAGCUAGUGGUCAAUGAUUGGAAGUGUGGGAUUAGUCUUUGUGAUGGAACAUCUGUUGAUAGGAAGGAAGUUGCUGAGAAGAUAAAGAGCUUUAUGAGUGGAGCUCCUUCGAAGAGGUUUAGGCAAGAGGCGAAUAAGGUGAAGACGAUUUUGCAUCACGCCUUGGAAGUUGAUGGGUCCUCGGAGAAAAAUUUCAAUCAAUUUAUCAAGGAUUUGAAAGACAAAAUUCAAUCUGGAACAAGUAAUUAAUGAUCAAUAACAUCGAAUGAUCGUAUUGGUUUUUAUUAUUUGUCAGUUGUAUUAUAAUCCAAAUGUUCGACUUUAGUUUUGUUGUAUCAUUUAUGAAAGAUGAUGUCUAAAAUAUUACUUUGGACCUUUUGUUAUAA
Sesamum indicum (sesame) is the source of this 1530-nucleotide messenger RNA. Lineage: Eukaryota; Viridiplantae; Streptophyta; Magnoliopsida; Lamiales; Pedaliaceae. The record is from RefSeq and is a predicted model, not a curated record.